Molecule: messenger RNA, 612 nt
Organism: Cladophialophora bantiana CBS 173.52
Lineage: Eukaryota; Fungi; Ascomycota; Eurotiomycetes; Chaetothyriales; Herpotrichiellaceae
Exons: 2
Coding region: 1-612 (203 amino acids)
Molecular function (GO): oxidoreductase activity, acting on paired donors, with incorporation or reduction of molecular oxygen; heme binding; iron ion binding
Source: RefSeq, a predicted model, not a curated record
AUGAAGUCGUGGAUUCGCGCCACGGUCCUUUAUCCCGAGUGGCUCCAAAGACUCCAGGCAGAGUUGGACGAGGUCGUCGGGCUGCACAGAGUGCCCGAAUUUAAGACCUUCCUCGUUUACCCACCGUCCGGGCGGCCAUCAAGGAGACGUUGCGAUGGAGUCCCGUCAUUCCAGGCAGCCAUCAACCGGGGCCAGUCUCAGUUCUCCGACCCUGAAACCUACAACCCUUCGCGGUGGCUCGAGCCGGAAUCACAAAACUACAAAGAGCCGCGGGAAAAUAUCCUAAACCUGAAGCGCGACACUGCCUUUGGCUGGGGGAGACGCAUCUGCCCGGGCCUAGAAACGGCGCAAAGCUCCUUGUCCAUCAUGGUCGCCACCAUCGCAUGGGCGGCUGACAUUGCAAAGGCCAAGGAUUCUAAUGGCAGAGAUAUCGACGUUGCUGCCAUCGACACGGAGAAUGACUCCCUCUCUUUCCUCACGGAUUUCCCUCUUUCGAUGCAAGUGCGGGAUGACAAGCGCCUGCAACUUUUCAAGCGGAGAUUGGCAAGUCGAAGAUUUCUGGUUUCACAGACAUGGUCGCCGUCUACGAGUGAUGUGGGGGAGCGUGGUUAG